AUGCUAGCCGCGGGCCUGGGAGUGCGCCCCUUGAAGGCGCUGCCGCUGCUGCUGCUGCUGCUGCUGCUGCUGCUGCUGGCUGGAGCUCGGGGGUCCGUGGAGAGCCCGUCCUCGCUUCCCGCCCCGCCCCGCUUCAAUGUGAGCCUGGACGCGCCCCCCGAGCUGCGCUGGAUCCCUGUACUGCGGCACUACGACCUGGACUACUUGCGCGCGGCGGUGGCGCGAGUCAUCUCGGAGAGAAUCCCCAAGUGGUUCCACACGUCGAUAGUAAAGAUAGUAGGGAGGAUGGAGUCCUUCCUGCCACAUCCCUUCACAGACGAGAUCCGCGGCAUUUGUGAUGUCCUGAACCUGAACUUGGCCGACUGCCUGCUUGUCAACCUGGCCUAUGAGUACACAGCAUUCUGCACCAGUAUCGUGGCUCAAGACUCCAGAGGCCACAUUUACCAUGGCCGGAAUCUGGAUUAUGCUUACGGAAGUAUCUUGCGCAACUUAACGGUGGACGUGCAAUUCAUAAAGAAUGGGCAGGUUGCAUUCACAGGAACCACUUUUGUUGGCUAUGUAGGACUGUGGACUGGUCAGAGUCCACACAAGUUUACAGUUUCUGGCGAUGAACGAGAUAAAGGCUGGUGGUGGGAGAAUGUGAUUGCAGCCCUUUUUGAGAGACACACUCCAGCCAGCUGGCUUAUCCGCUCGACCCUGAAUGAGUCAGAAAACUUUGAAGAAGCUGCCUUAAAAUUGGCCAAGACUCCAAUCAUUUCUGAUGUUUAUUUUAUUGUUGGUGGCGUGUCCCCCAGGGAGGGAAUAGUUGUAACAAGGAACAGAAAUGGCCCAGCGGACGUUUGGCCAUUAGAACCUUUGCAAGGAGAGUGGUUCCGAGUGGAGACAAAUUACGACCACUGGAAGCCAGUACCUAAGGGAGAUGACCGAAGGACGCCUGCCAUCAAAGCCCUUAAUGCCACUGGCCAAGCAAACCUCACUCUGGAGACACUAUUCCAGGUUUUGUCAGUAGUCCCAGUUUUUAACAACUGCACAAUUUAUACUACAGUAAUGAGCGCUGCCUUUCCAGACAAGUACAUGACUAGGAUCAGAAACGUGGGUUAG
Elephantulus edwardii (Cape elephant shrew) is the source of this 1101-nucleotide messenger RNA. RefSeq names its product N-acylethanolamine acid amidase (gene NAAA). The record is from RefSeq and is a predicted model, not a curated record. Lineage: Eukaryota; Metazoa; Chordata; Mammalia; Macroscelidea; Macroscelididae. The transcript has 10 exons. Gene Ontology annotation, biological process: fatty acid metabolic process. Gene Ontology annotation, molecular function: fatty acid amide hydrolase activity. Bases 1 to 1101 code for a protein of 366 amino acids. Gene Ontology annotation, cellular component: lysosome.